AUGGCGGCCGGUCCAAUAGCGGAACGAAAUCAAGAUGCAACGAUUUACGUUGGAGGACUGGAUGAUAAGGUUACCGAGACCUUGCUUUGGGAACUGUUUGUUCAGAGCGGACCCGUCGUUAAUGUGCACAUGCCGAAAGAUCGCGUAACACAGAUGCACCAAGGCUACGGUUUCGUCGAGUUUCUCGGCGAGGAAGAUGCGGAUUAUGCGAUUAAAAUUAUGAACAUGAUCAAACUGUACGGGAAGCCUAUCCGCGUGAAUAAGGCAUCCGCACACCAGAAGAGUCUGGACGUGGGAGCAAACAUUUUCAUCGGCAACCUGGAUCUGGAAGUGGAUGAGAAGUUGCUGUACGAUACGUUCUCCGCUUUCGGUGUGAUCUUGCAGACGCCAAAGAUUAUGCGUGAUCCUGAGACGGGCAAUUCGAAAGGUUUCGCCUUCAUCAACUUCGCCAGCUUCGAAGCAUCGGAUGCGGCCAUGGACGCGAUGAACGGACAGUAUCUGUGCAAUCGCCCAAUAUCAGUUUCGUACGCGUUCAAGAAGGAUUCCAAGGGUGAACGGCACGGUUCGGCUGCUGAACGACUGCUGGCGGCACAGAAUCCACUGUCACAUGCGGAUCGACCCCAUCAACUGUUCGCCGAUGCACCCGUGCCGCCGUCAAUGCAUCCGGGUAUGAUGGGUGGUCAUCCGAUGAUGCCACCGCCACUAUUGGCACCUCCUCCACCACCCUCCAAUCCGGCUGCUGUUAUACCGCAGCCUCCAAUCAUGCCGCCACCACAAGCCCCCAGUGGUUACGGUGGGCCGGGAGCGAUUCCUCCUCCUCCACUGCCUCCACCACUCGGUGUUCAACCUCAGCCUCCACUGCCAGCUGCACCGAUGGGCAUUCCGCCGCCACCGCGCAUGAUUCCUCCACCACCGUGGCAACAACCGGGAGCUCCAGCGCCCCCGGCACCUGUCGGAGCUCCAGCACCACCUCCCGCCCCUUCGGCGCCGUUUCCACCACCGCCGCCAUCCUUUCCACCCGGGGGCGGUAACGCAGGGGGACAAUUUCCACCACCACCUCCCGCACCCAACACUCCACGUCCUCCACCACCCGGUGCGGUAAGGCCUCCACAACCACCACCACCACAGAUGCCGGGAUUCCCUCCAAGACCUCCACCAGGAGGUGGAUUUCCUCCUCAGCCAAGAUUACCUCCCCCGCCACCUUCCGCUACCUACAGUACGGAUGGUUAUGGAGCGUACUAA
This is a messenger RNA of Anopheles marshallii, 1242 nucleotides long. RefSeq names its product splicing factor 3B subunit 4 (gene Spx). Gene Ontology annotation, molecular function: RNA binding. Gene Ontology annotation, cellular component: nucleolus; U12-type spliceosomal complex. The record is from RefSeq and is a predicted model, not a curated record. Lineage: Eukaryota; Metazoa; Arthropoda; Insecta; Diptera; Culicidae. The transcript has 2 exons. The coding region runs from base 1 to 1242 and encodes 413 amino acids. Gene Ontology annotation, biological process: positive regulation of mRNA splicing, via spliceosome.